Molecule: messenger RNA, 2206 nt
Organism: Oxyura jamaicensis (ruddy duck)
Lineage: Eukaryota; Metazoa; Chordata; Aves; Anseriformes; Anatidae
Gene: CMTM7
Product: CKLF like MARVEL transmembrane domain containing 7
Exons: 5
Coding region: 104-634 (176 amino acids)
Cellular component (GO): membrane
Source: RefSeq, a predicted model, not a curated record
CUCCGCCCUGCCCCUCAGCGGCCCCUCAGCGCCGCCCCGCCCCGCCGCCUCCGUGCCGCCGGUCCCGGGCCGGUCGGCGCUGAGGGGAGCGGGGCCGGGAGCCAUGUCGCACGGGGCGCGGGUCAUCCGCACCGGCGUGAGCAGCGCCGGGCCCGCGGCGCCGCCGCCCGCCGCCUCUUCCACCACCUCCGCGGGCUCGGACGGGGAGCUGGUGGACGGCGCCUAUUUCCGCUCGUGUGCCGGCAUGCUGAAGGUGGCACAGAUGAUCUCGCUGCUGGUUGGAUUCAUCAGUGUAAAUAAUUCUCGGUGGACGAAUUACAGUGCAUACAGCUACUUUCAGAUUGUCACCAUGUGCGACUUGGUUAUGGUUUUGUUCUUCUACAUCAUCCACAUUUUCAGAGUGUACAGGAUGCUCACUUGCGUUAGCUGGCCAUUUGCGGAGUUUCUUCAUUAUUUAAUUGGUACCAUUCUGCUUCUCAUUGCAUCGAUUGUAGCAGCAUCGAAGAGUUACAAUGUGACUGGACUUGUUGCUGGAGCGACUUUUGGAUUCCUAGCUACGAUCCUUUGUGUUUUAAGCAUAUGGUCAUCCUACAAGGUUUCUUGCAUUACCCAGUCAACAAAUGCAGCUGUAUGACUCCUUCAUCUCUGCAAGAUGUCAGCCUUAUGAAAUAGCAUACCAAAGAGGAGCAUCCACCAUGGAGAAGAAAGCCUGGGUAGUUCAUUAGAAGCCUGGAAUGCCAGUAGCCUUCGAAGAUCUACUUGAAUGUCUAUGCAAAACAAUGUCGUGAACCAAAGUUGUUGUUUUUCUCUUCCCCCACCCAAAAAAGUUUGCUUUCCCCCCAGAAGUUUAUAAUGGAGAACCAACUUUUUCUGAGCUUUACAGAGAAAGACUACUUGUGUCUCUCAAGCUGGGCUGCAGUCAUUGCCCGUCAUUUGCAAUAAGUACUUAAAAAAAGACUAAUUUGGAGAGUUGCUUGAUUCUCCUUUCAGAGGGAUGGAAGAAUUGUUUCUAAUUUCCUCCAUCUGUUUACAGAAGGGAAAUCCUGCAAAUUCCUACCUGAUUCUUAACUUCCAAGGAUGGUUUGUUUAACAAAGGAACUGUUGCAAACUGAUCUGUGCCUGGAUAAGCUGACCCAAGUCUUUGUUACCUCUUCCUACCAGAACCAUGGAUUUUUCUAACAGCAGCUCAGCCAGCGUCAAAAAAUACAAACUGCAAUUUGUAUAAAUUACUGCAAAUACUCUCUUCUAGCCCCAACAGAACAUGAUGACAUUCAUUCUUUUCUUCAUGAAUUUUAAGUUUAUUAAUAAUCAAAAAUUAUUCUUAAAAACUUUCCUCUGCCAAAUGCAGGGAAAUACCUACCCAAGAAUAAGCAUUUAACGAUUUGCGAGGUCUUUUUCUUUCUUUUUCACAAAUAGUUGUUGGUGGAAUGGACAUUCAUAAGACUUGCUGUAUGGGAAAUUUCUGUUGAAUUUCCUAGAAAGGAAAGUAUUCUCUUUGGAGUCUAAUGGUGUUUAUGGAAAGCUCAUUGUGAAUAGAGCAAUCUAUCACAAUCUGUCUAGUGCCUCUUUCUCCCUCUUACAUGUGGUUUUUCCCUUCCUCUGCUGGGAUCGAUAUUUUCAGGGGUUCUGCCCAGAGCCUGGACAGAGUUUUGUCCAACCUGACAUUGUUGUGAAGCUUUAUGUAACUGUGAGGCUGAGACAAUGCUGCUACCUUCUUGGCACCUCUACCCUUUUGCAGUCCAUCUCUGAUGAGCUGGAAACUCUUUGCAGAAAAAAGGGAAGUGUAAGCUCCUCCUCCUUGGUGCUCUUCCCUUUCACAUCUAGCUGUGAAGUAGAACUCACACGUUUAAGUUGGUCUCUUACAUCAGGACAACUACAUGACAGUGCAGCAGGUUUCUGCAAAAAAAAAAAAAAAAAAAAAAAAAAAAAAAGGAUUAAUCGUUUACCAGGUCCGAUCUGGAGGAAUUAAGUGUUUUCUGGCCUGCUAUGCAUUUUUCUAUUUGUCUGAAAUUCUGCAUAAAUACUACUAAGUAAUUCAAUGAUCUGCUUUUAGAAAAUGCUUUUUGUGCCCCUUUACAGGUUAUCAUACAUUGCCAUUUGUUGCCACCUUAAUUUAUUCUCUCAUCCGAACAUAUCUUUGGUUGUUUUUUUUUGGUUUCGUUUUUUAUUCUUUAAAAGGGAAAUAGGCCAACUGCUAAAAUUCUAA